Molecule: messenger RNA, 322 nt
Organism: Cylicostephanus goldi
Lineage: Eukaryota; Metazoa; Nematoda; Chromadorea; Rhabditida; Strongylidae
Source: the annotation of a GenBank genome assembly
GCAGAGCUUCACUCUAUCUCCCUCAAGCUCCCCAACACCAAGCCACGAUCCUGAAUACAUUGGUGGAAAACAACCGCGAAUUCGCCCUGACCUCAGAGGGUUGAAGAAUCUGGGAAACACAUGCUUUAUGAACUCUGUCAUCCAGGCGUUGAACACAACCGAUGUGUUUCGUGGAUAUCUGACCCAGCUUCCACUUCUGCAACCAGAUGACGAAGACAAUGAUGAACAUCAGCCAUUGGCCAGUCCACGGUACAAUACGAGGCGAGCUGCACUGGCAGUAAACACUACAACAACCACUACUUCCACACCUGCACCAACGUAA